Microcebus murinus (gray mouse lemur) is the source of this 2244-nucleotide messenger RNA. NCBI's taxonomy places the organism in Eukaryota, Metazoa, Chordata, Mammalia, Primates, Cheirogaleidae. The record is from RefSeq and is a predicted model, not a curated record.
GGGGCCUUGGGUUGGCACCUCUGGGGUCAUUUGCUCUAGGUGAAAGGCAAGGGUGGUGGGGGGGGCACAACAGGGAAACGUUCCCUGGUGGGUGACCUGUUGGCCUGGCCUGGCCUGGUCAGAAACACACAGGUGUGGACGCAGUCUGGUGUCCUGUUGGGUAGACAUGCCCGCGUGUGGGCCUCCUGGGAGAGUGAUGCCGUGUGAACUGGCGGUGCUGCCUGGGUCUCCCCAAUCUUCCCAAGAACAUCAAGAAUGGCCCCUAAGUCUGGCCAGGAGGCUGAGGGAGCCAAGGAGGAGGCGCUCCCGUCCCCGGCAGAUCGAGAGGUGGCCAGUGGUGCAGACCCCACAGUUCCCACAUGCCCACAGGGCACCGAGCCCCAAUCUGCGUGGGUGUUCUGUCCUGUCAACUUGCAGGUGGCCCCGGAGUCCCUGGACCGCUACACCCUCCGGAUGCUGUGGGGACAGCGAGAACUGGAGAUCCAGGCCUUGCGGUGGGCAGUCCUGAAUGGCCAGAGUGCCCGGGACUAUCGCAUCCUGCAGGAGGUGGCCGGCUUCCCCGCCCCUGCUGUGAGGAGUUCCUGCAGUAAGGAAAAGCUCCUGCAGAAGCAGGUGCAGAAGCUGACCCUGGAGCUAAAAGAGCAGAAGGAACGGGCUCGGCGGGAGAAGGCGGACCUGGAGGAGCGGCUGCAGCAGGCCAACAACAUGCUACAGGAGCUGGAUACUGAGCUGCAGGCCUUCCAGAAGUCUUGCCUCCUGCAGCUGGUUGAGUCCUCGUGGGUGGGCCGAAUUAUACGAUCCCAGACUGGCAGCGUGGAGGUCUUGACGGCAGAGACCCUGAUGGACCCCAGCGACUCCUCUGAUGACCAGGCCCCCCAUGCUGGGGAGAGUUUCCGGCUGGAGGAUGUGGACUGGAACAGCAUUGCCCACCGGUACCCCAACCUCUUCACCAACUUGGAGUCCACCUCAGGGCACAAGCAUCACCGGACACCCCCACCGCUGGACACAUGGAGCUUGGGUUCCCCUGACAGGCACUCGGAGGGGUGCCACAAGAGCGUCGAGUGGAGCACCCUGCCCUCUGUGGACAUCGGCAGCUCAGGGAGUACAGGCUCCGACUCCAGCAGCUGCCAGCUGGGCGUGCCUUUCCGUGUGCAGAAGGUGACGGAGCAACCAACCGAGACGAGGAGCUUUGCUUCUGAGCAGAUCCAGGCUCAUUUGAAAAAAUUCAGCAGAGACUCCUCCAGUGGGCUGGAAGAUUUGCAGAAAACCCACUCUGACCAGCCUAGCAACACCAUGAUGUCAGAGCCCAGUGUGGAUGUCCACCAGGACCAUUUCGGGCCUGGGCCGAGCUCCACCGACUACUGCCUGAAGAUCGUGGAGGUGAGCCCCCGAGAGAAUUUCGUCCGCAUCCUCAACCAGUCUCUGGAGGGCACGGUCGACCUGGGCGGCUUGGUGCUGGAGCAGCUGGUGCGCGACUCCCCGGUGUGCAUGUACCGCUUCCCGCCCGGCACGCUGCUGGCACCGCGGCACCACGUGACGGUUUGGGGCGAGGGUUCCUGCAGCACCAGGCAUCAGCCGCGCCCGUCCUCCGGCCACCAGCCCGUGCGCUUCCGUGGCGACUGCGGCCGUGUGACGCUCCUCCUGAGCCCCGAGGGUGAGGUCCUCAGUGAGCACCAGGUCUUGCGCUACGUGGCCCCGGUCUCGGGGACCUACGCUGACAACACUGACCUGUCCAUCGACUGCUUCCCGCUCUCCCAUAAGUGCGAGCUGCAGCGCCGGCCUCGACCCCCGCGACCCCCGCGCAAGGCCCGGGUGCGGGACGCCCGAGUUGGUCGCCGGAAGAGGACGCGGGGCACCUUGCCACUUGUGAGCGCCCACAAGUUCUUCCCCGUGCGGGAGGUACCGCCGCUACCCGAGGGCGCAGAGCCCUGGACGCUGGAGCCGCUGCCCGCCCUCCCAGAGGCUGGGCCGGGCCUCGAGGACCACCAGGUCCCGAAGGAGCACAAGGUCCGGGUGUGCCGGAAGAGGGUGGACCCCGGCUGCCCGAUGGUGAAGCUGGCCGUGCAGAACACUGCGGAGAGCAGAUACGGCUUCCGCUUCCUCAGCUGCCCGCCGGUCACCGUGGACACGUGCCGGCGGGCCUAGGCGCACAGGAGGCGUGGGAGGCGCUGGCUGGGCGGGCAGCGCUAGCUGCAAGCUUUAUUGAACCAACGUCACCCACAAAGUAAACAGCACUUGAGCACA